CAGCAAUAGAUAAUGAAUAUCCAGUGAAAGCAUUACUUCUGAGGAAGUCAAGGAAAAGGGGAGGAUGAGUAGCUGUGGUCACCCUGGCCCCCUCCACUGCUUCAUCAUGGUUUCUCUCCGGGGGCUGUUGCCUUCCUUAUGAGCAGCAGAGACUUUAGCCAUAUCUCUGGUGAGUAGAGGUGACUUUCAGAAGUAUGGCAAAAACUGAGAAAAAUGUAUCGAUAGAUGUCGGAAAAUCACUAGCUACCAAUGAGAAGAAAUCUUUUAAAUUGAAAAAACCCAAUUAUCAGUUAAAAUUCACUCUAGAUGGGCACACCAGAGCAAUAUCUGCAGUCAAAUUUAAUCCCAAGGGAAACUGGUUAGCAAGUUCUUCUGAUGACAAAGAAAUAAAAAUCUGGGAAGUUUAUAGUGGAACAUAUAUGAAAACAUUAACUGAUCACAACCUGGGAAUAUCGGACAUUGCUUGGUCAUCAGACUCUGAACUUCUAGUGUCUGCCUCCGAUGAUAAAACUCUAAAAAUAUGGAAUGUUGGUGCAGGGAAAUGCACUACCACACUGACAGGACACACUGAUUUUGUCUUUUGCUGUAACUUCAGUCCCCAGUCUGAUAUCAUCUACUCAGGUUCUUUUGAUGAGAACGUAAGGAUAUGGAAUGUUAAAACAGGUGGGUGCCUCAGGUGUCUGUCUACUCAUUCAGCCCCAGUUACAGCUGUUCAUACUAAUCAGAAUGGAUCCCUUUUGGUGUCAGGCAGUUAUGAUGGUCUCUGCCGAAUCUGGGAUACGGUGUCAUGUCAAUAUAUUAAAACGUUUAUGUCUGAUAACUGCCCUCCAGUUUCUUUUGUGAAAUUUUCUCCAAAUGGAGAAAACAUUCUUACUGCAACAAUGGACAACACACUCAAUUUAUGGGACUUGAAGAAAGAAAAAUGCCUGAAGAAAUACAUUGGCCAUAAGAAUGAAAAAUACUGCAUUUUUGCUGAUUUUUCAGACACUGAUCCAAAACUAAUUGUGUCAGGGUCAGAAGACAAUCUGGUUUAUGUUUGGAAUCUUGAGACAGAAGAGAUUGUGCAGAAGUUGCAGGGUCACACAGAUAUAGCGAUCUCAACAGCUUGUAACCCUAAACUAAAAAUCAUUGCAUCAGCUGCUUUAGAAAAAGACAAAACAAUAAAACUUUGGAAAAGUGACUAAUAAUCUUUUUCCAUAUUUUCAAUGACUUUCUCAAGAUAAACAUGCUGAGGGAAAGGCAAGAGAAAUAUUUGAGAAUGAGAUUUCCCUUCACCAUCUCUCCAGCCCAAUGCAUUUCCCUCUUGGAAAGAAAAACCUGGUGCUAUGAGGCAGAAUCUAUGUGAUUUGACAUAUGGACCUUUCUUUAGUUUUCUGUUUUGUUAAUGAGAAUACUAAUACUAAAUACUAUCAUGGGAAUUCUCAAAAUACUGAUGAUAUUUCUUGCCGGUUUUCUUGAUACUACCAAAAAACAAUUUUCCAUCUUUGUCAUCUAUAAAUCAGUUCCUUCCAUCCUCCCUACAGUUAUAAAUCAAGUCAACAAGAACAGUGAAUUUAUUCCUUUUUUUUGAAUAUUGGAAGGGUAAAUUUCAUUUCAGCAUUAGUUUAUUUCCUUGAAAAAUGUUCUAUAACUUUAAAAAUAUUUCUUGUAUUCCCUUCAACUUUGUGACUAAAUACAAUUACCUAAAUU
Messenger RNA from Monodelphis domestica (gray short-tailed opossum), 1689 nucleotides. The record is from RefSeq and is a predicted model, not a curated record. Lineage: Eukaryota; Metazoa; Chordata; Mammalia; Didelphimorphia; Didelphidae.